AGAAGCUUAUUUCGUUGCACAUGUGAAAGGCAACCAGUAUUAUUGUUAGCAUUUUAUUACAAAAUUAAAAACAAUUAUGGCUGAUACUAAGGAAAUAGUUGUUGAAGGCGUCGAGGCACUGACACUGAAUGGCAAAACCGAAGAGGCAAAAGAGGCGGGAGCAGCAACCACAACCGGUGCCGCCACGGAUGAUGAUGUGGUGGAUCCGUGGACUGUCACUAGUACCAACGAUGGUGGCGUCGACUACGAGAAGCUAAUAAAACGCUUCGGUUCAAGCAAAAUCGAUGAUGAGCUAAUCGCACGCUUUGAAAAAAUCACGGGCAAACCCGUACAUCACCUUAUCAAACGUGGCUUGUUCUUUUCACAUCGCGAUCUCCACAGCAUUCUAACUCUUAAGGAGCAGGGCAAAUCCUUCUAUUUGUAUACGGGACGGGGCCCAAGUUCCGGUUCGUUGCAUGUAGGCCACCUGGUGCCUUUCUUUAUAACAAAGUGGCUGCAGGAUACAUUCGAUGUGCCGCUGGUUAUUCAAUUGACUGACGAUGAGAAAGUAUUGUGGAAGGAUCUUAAAAUCGAAGACGCCAUCAAAAUGGGACGCGAAAACGCGAAGGAUAUUGUAGCCCUCGGUUUUGAUGUGAAUAAAACAUUUAUAUUCAACAAUUUGGAGUUUAUGGGUAAAUGUCCGGCCAUGUACCAGAACAUUAUACGCAUACAGAGAUGCGUAACUUUCAACCAGGUGAAGGGCAUUUUCGGUUUUGGUGAUUCGGAUAUUAUUGGCAAAAUUGGCUUCCCAGCAGCCCAGGCAGCACCCGCUCUGUCCAGCACGUUUCCGUUUAUCUUUGGCAAUAGAAAGACGGCUUGUCUUAUACCCUGUGCCAUUGAUCAGGAUCCCUAUUUCCGUAUGACACGCGAUGUGGCACCUCGUUUGGGUUUCCCCAAGUGUGCGCUGCUCCAUUCCACCUUCUUUCCGGCUCUGCAGGGUGCCAAGACAAAGAUGUCGGCCAGUGAUCAGAAUUCAGCUGUCUUUCUAACCGAUACUCCCAAACAGAUCAAGAACAAGAUAAAUAAAUAUGCCUUCUCUGGCGGACGUACGACAGUAGAAGAGCAUCGCGAAUUUGGUGGUAACCCAGAGGUUGAUGUCGCCUAUCAACUACUUCGAUUCUUCCUCGAAGACGAUGCCAAGUUGGAGGAAGUACGCGUAGCCUACACAAAGGGAGAAAUGUUGACUGGCGAAAUCAAGAAACUGGCCGUCGAGACCCUUACACCGAUUGUGGAACAGCAUCAGGCUGCCCGUAAAUUGAUCACCGACGAAAUGCUGGAUAAAUACUAUGAAAUUCGUCCACUGAAAUUUGGCAGUUAGAACUAUUUGACGCAAACUCUUAUUUCCUAAAGCAGGUACUUUAUAAUUGGACAUCAUUUCUGUAGUAAAUCUAUCUAUGCGAUAUUGAAUAUAUCGAUUCAAUCUUUUUGGCAAUACUCGGCACAAUUCCGAUUAUAAAGUAACUACCAUUAUGUAUAAAUGGAACAAGUCAAGCUUGAAGCUUCGAUGAACUCGCUAUAUGUAAAUUUAAAUAUUUAUUUUUUUUACCAUGCAAAAAUGUACAAUUUUGUUUACUAUCACAGGCUGCAAAAAAAUAAAUGUUUUGGCUUCAAUUUUCAA
Drosophila willistoni is the source of this 1657-nucleotide messenger RNA. RefSeq names its product tryptophan--tRNA ligase, cytoplasmic (gene TrpRS). The record is from RefSeq and is a predicted model, not a curated record. The transcript has 4 exons. Gene Ontology annotation, molecular function: ATP binding; tryptophan-tRNA ligase activity. Gene Ontology annotation, cellular component: cytoplasm. The coding region runs from base 77 to 1357 and encodes 426 amino acids. Gene Ontology annotation, biological process: tryptophanyl-tRNA aminoacylation. Lineage: Eukaryota; Metazoa; Arthropoda; Insecta; Diptera; Drosophilidae.